GUGGAGCGGCGUCUGUGCCUCGACGACGUCGCGACGUCAAUUAUAUGCUCUCGUUUGGACGCCCCCGCAUUUUCGUGGGAUGGUGCUUGCCCGACAGGCACGAAAAAGGCAUCGCCUCGCGAGGCGUCGCGACGCUCGCCGAACUAGGCGGCCGCAGCCCCUAAGCGGACCGAGGAAUAUGCUUCAUUACUUUUGGAAAUACCACGCAACGCGUUCCAACGUUACAUCGAGAAUCUUGGUAGCAGCAAUUGUAACUCUGGUAGCAGCCAAGCCAACGACGGAAGACGCAGUAGAUAUCAGCAAAAAACACGAAACUGCCGACGAUCUUCUGAAAAGCGCUCACGAACUCUUGAAUAGAAUCAACGCAGAGUAUGCAAAAUGGAAUAAUAAACAGAGUAUCACCGCAUGGAAUUACGCAUCGAAUCUAACGAAUGAGAAUCUGGCAGAAAAGUUGAAAUGGUCGGCAGAGGGGGCGAACGUUACCAAACAUAUUAUUCAAAUAGUGAAUGACUUCUCUUGGAGAGACUUGAAAGAUGAGUCUAUGAAGAGACAGUUCAAAAAGCUCAGUAUACUUGGUAUCGCCGCUCUUCCUGAACAAAGUUAUAACGAAUUCGAGAUGACGGUGAGUAAAAUGGAGAACAUCUAUAGCACCGCAAAGAUCUGUGAUUAUCAUAACAAGAGUAAGUGUGAUCUUGCGCUUGAGCCGGAAAUUAUUGAGAUAUCAAAGAGUAGUCACGAUCCUGAGGAGCUGAAGCAUAUCUGGGUGGAGUGGAGGAAAGCAUCAGGCGAGAAAGUCAAGUCUCUGUACUCCAAAUAUGUUGAACUAGCCAACACCGCGGCGACACUUAACAACUUCUCUGACUAUGCAGCAUUUUGGAUGAAGGAUUACGAGGCUGAUGAUUUCCCUGAACAAAUCGAGACUCAAUGGCAACAACUGAAGCCAUUGUAUUUACAACUGCAUGCUUACGUACGGCGCGAGCUCAGGAAAAAAUACGGCGAAGACAUCGUCUCCAAGGACGGCCCGAUCCCAGCGCAUCUAUUAGGCAAUCCCUGGGCUCAGACUUGGAAUAUUGCAAACUUUACUGUACCGUUCUCGGGUAAACAACUGCCGGAUGUUAGUGCCGCUCUGGUAGAACAAGAUUACAAUGCGACAAGUAUGUUUCGCCUCGCCGAGAACUUCUUCAUAUCAAUUAACUUGACUGCCAUGCCAGACACAUUCUGGGAAAAAUCGAUCCUGACGAAAAAGGAUGGUGUAGACAUGAUCUGCCAUGCGAGCGCAUGGGACUUCUACGAUGGCAAAGACUUCAGGAUCAAGCAAUGUACGCGCGUUAACAUGGAAGACUUGCUAACAGCAUAUCAUGAGAUGGGUCACAUCGAGUAUUACUUGCAGUACAAGAACCAGCCUGUAGUUUUCAAGGAGGGCGCGAAUCCAGGUUUCCACGAAGCGGUUGGUGAUGUUAUUUCUCUCAGCGUAUCUACCCCCAGUCAUCUCAAAAAGAUCGGUCUACUGACGGAUGAUUCGACUGAUCGGGAAGCAUUCCUCAAUCACCUCUAUAUGAAAAGUCUUGACAAGAUUGUCUUCCUGCCAUUCGCUUACAUGAUGGAUCGAUGGCGCUGGAAUGUAUUCCAGGGAAAAGUCACGCCCGAUAAUUAUAACUGCAACUGGUGGACACUCGCCGAGAAAUACCAGGGCAUCGAACCUCCCGUAGAUAGGUCGGAAGAAGACUUCGAUCCUGGCUCCAAAUAUCAUAUAAUUGCGGGUGUCGAGUACAUAAGAUACUUUGUAAGUUUUGUGAUACAGUUCCAGUUCCACAAGGCAUUGUGCAUCGAGGCGAAGCAAUAUGAUCCGAGCAAUCCAGAUACCAAGCCGUUAAGUCAAUGUGAUAUUUACGAUAAUAAGGACGCCGGAAAUCUGCUAAAAUCUAUGCUGGAGUUGGGUUCUUCGAAACCGUGGCAAGAUGCGAUGGAGAAGAUCUCGGGUCAAAGGCAAAUGGAUGCGGCUGGACUUUUGGAAUAUUUUAAGCCUUUGACUGAUUGGCUGACCGAAGAAAAUAUGAAAACUAAUGAAUACAUUGGAUGGAAACCCAGUAAAAAACUUGUAUUUAAAUCAGGACCACACAGCAUGGUGAAAGAACAAUUCAGGGAGACAAAUGUCGCCAGCGAAGUCUCCCACAUAUCUUUUGGAGUGGACAGCAUGCACGACAUAAAUAUGCAGGCCAGUGUGGAGGUGAUCUCCAAAAACCUGUACAAUGAAGAUACAAAGCAUACUCCUGCUUUGCAAGGAGCACUGGACAGGCGCAUGGGAGUGAGUUCUACAGGAGUCGAAUGCGAAACGUGUAGUAAAAAGUUGAACGACUGCGUAGGACAUUUCGGGUAUCUUAAUUUAGAACUACCAGUUUUUCAUGUUGGUUACUUCAGAUCGAUCAUCCAGAUUUUACAGACAAUUUGCAAGAGAUGUGCUCAUGUUUUGCUAACGGACGAAGAAAAGAAAUCUUUUUCAAGCAGCAUACAAAAUCCGCAAUCGGGAUAUUUAACGUCCAAAGCAUCGCGUAAGAGAAUAUUGGAAUUAGCGAGAAAGAAGACAGUAUGUCCAAAUUGUAAGUCAAAUAAUGGCCCUGUGAAGAAGGCUGGUUUUCUCAAGAUUGUACAUGAGAAAUACAAGAACUUAAAGAAAACAGAUCCUAUUGUUCAAGAAAAGUUGGCUGAAUUGGCCCCAAAGAUGGAACGCGACAUAGAAUUUAAAAAUAUAGUAGAGCAAAACUACAGAUGUGUAUUUGAUCAAUAUCUAUAUCCAAAUGUGGUGCAAGAACUUUUCAAUAGAAUUCCAACAGGCGAUAUCUGCUACUUGUUAAUGAAUCCUGGAUAUGCAACUCCAAUGGAUUUGAUAUUGAGAAGGAUCCCUGUGCCACCAAUUUGUAUUAGACCUAGUAUUUUAUCUGACCUAAAGGCUGGUACAAAUGAAGAUUAUCUGACAAUGAAAUUGUCAGAAAUAGCUCUUAUCAAUGACGUUAUUCGCAAGCAAAAAGGUGUUAAUAUAAAUAUGUACAUGGAACAUUGGGAUUUUCUUCAACUGCAUUGUGGUCUUUAUAUUAAUAGUGAAAUGUCCGGAAUACCUCUACACAUGCAACCUAAAAAGUUUGGUAGAGGUAUAGUACAAAGAUUGAAAGGAAAACAAGGUCGUUUUCGAGGUAAUUUGUCUGGUAAGCGUGUUGAUUUUACUUCUCGCACAGUCAUUUCGCCUGAUCCCAAUCUCAGAAUAGAACAAGUUGGUGUACCUAUAUAUGUUGCAAAGACUUUAACAUAUCCUGAAAGGGUCAUUCCAUCAAACAUAGAAUUAAUGCGAAAAUUAGUAAGAAAUGGUCCAGAUAUACAUCCUGGAGCAAACUACAUACAAUAUAAGAACUCGCAAAACAGGCGAUAUCUUGGAUAUGGCGAUCGGAAUAAAGCCGCUCAAGACUUACAGUAUGGCGACAUUGUUGAGAGGCAUCUCAAAGAUGAUGACUUAGUACUGUUCAAUCGGCAACCAUCUUUGCACAAAUUAAGUAUUAUGACACAUAGAACCAAGGUAUUGGAGCAUCGAACGUUCAGAUUCAACGAAUGUGUCUGUGCACCUUACAAUGCAGAUUUUGACGGCGACGAGAUGAAUCUUCACUUACCACAGACUGAAGAAGCCAGAGCCGAAGCAUUAGUUUUGUUAGCGAAUAAAUCCAAUCUAGUGACACCUCGCAAUGGUGACUUAUUGAUAGGAGCAACUCAAGAUUUUAUCACCGGUGCUUAUCUCUUGACUCAAAAGGACACGUUUCUCCAGCUAGAACAAGCUAGAUUAGCUCUUUGCCUUUUAGCUGGCUUGGACGCUUCUAUGAUCAUAACUCUUCCUCCACCUGCAAUCGUAAAACCGGCGAGAUUGUGGACCGGCAAACAAAUAUUCAGUCUCAUUAUACGACCGAAUAAGGAAUGUUCUGUCAAAGCAAAUCUAAAGGCAAAGGGCAAGACAUAUACCACCGGAAAAGAAUUUUGUAUUAAUGACUCUUAUGUUAUUAUUCGCAAUUCCGAACUCCUAGCGGGUACAAUGGAUAAAUCUGUAUUGGGCUCAGGAUCGAAACAAAAUAUAUUUUACAUUCUGCUGCGUGAUUGGGGUGAAGAUGUUGCAACUGCAGCUAUGUGGCGUUUAACUAGAAUAACAAAUCACUUCAAUUUUGAGAGAGGAAUUUCUCUUGGUAUCGGUGAUCUUAUACCUAGUCAAGGCCUUCUUCGAGCCAAGGAAAUAGUGUUAAAUACUCAUUACUCUACAUGUAACGAAUACAUUCAGUUAAUGGAUCAGGGUCAUCUCAUCUGUCAGCCUGGAUGUUCGGAAGAGGAAACACUGGAAACGAGAAUAUUAAACGAACUUUCGGUAAUCCGUGACAACGUUGGUAAAGCGUGUUUGAAAGAAUUGCAUCCCACUAACACUCCUCUAACUAUGGCACUCUGCGGGAGUAAGGGUAGUUUCAUCAACAUCUCUCAAAUGAUCGCUUGCGUAGGUCAGCAAGCUAUCAACGGACAUAGAGUGCCGGACGGAUUCGAGAAUCGUGCGUUACCUCAUGUCUUGAUAGGAUCAAAGCAGCCAUAUGCUAAAGGCUUUGUGGAAAAUUCAUUUUAUUCUGGAUUAGUGUCCAAGGAAUUCUACUUUCAUGCGAUGGGCGGUCGAGAGGGUCUUACAGAUACUGCUGUAAAAACUGCAGAGACUGGAUACAUGCAGAGACGAUUAAUUAAAAGUUUAGAGGAUUUGUGUAUCCAUUACGACAUGACGGUACGCAACUCUAUGCGCGAUAUCAUACAGAUUCCAUAUGGCGGUGAUGGAUUGGAUCCUACGUACAUGGAAGGUAAAGACUAAAGAGUGUACGAGCAUGUGAGGGCGAAAAUGCCUUAUAAAACCGAAGAGCCUUUAGAUGCUGCUAGCGUGAUUAAUGCUACACAUGAAAUGCUACGCUCUGAGGAGUACGAGUGCCUGAGUAAGGAAUUUAAAGACGAAUUAAUUUCAUUCCUGAAAUUAGUGGCGCGAAAAAUAAAAAUUUAUCGACAGAACAUUAUAUCGAAUUCGUCAGUGACUUCGCAACUCGAACGUUUCACCGUCUCGCAAUUAGUAGAGUUUAUUCACACGUGCAAGGAGAAAUAUAUGAGAGCUAAGAUAGAACCGGGCACUGCUGUAGGUGCGCUCGCUGCUCAAAGUAUCGGUGAGCCAGGGACUCAGAUGACACUCAAAACAUUCCACUUUGCCGGUGUAGCUGCCAUGAACAUUACGCAAGGGGUUCCCCGUAUUAAAGAAAUUAUUAACGCGAGUCCUAAGAUCAGUACUCCCAUCAUAACAGCGACAUUGAUCAAUGAUACGAAUUCCGAGUUUGCCGAGCAAGUGAAGGCAAGAAUUGAGAAGACGACCUUAGAAGAUGUAGCUGAAUAUAUCGACGAAAUAUAUUUGCGCGAUGAUCAUUUCCUUAUAAUAAAACUAGAUAUCGAUAGGAUUAAAACGUUAAAAUUAGAAGUUGAUGUUAAUUCCGUAUACUAUACACUCUGCACUUCAAAAUUGAAAUUAACUUCAAAGAAUGUAGAAAAGGUGACCGACUCAGUUAUUAUUAUUCGACCAAAUCGGAGUAAAGAUAAAGACUCAAAUUUUCCAUUUCGUCAACUGACAGAGGCCAUUCCAAAUGUUAUAGUAAAGGGCUUACCAUCGAUCAAUAGAGUAGUUGUACAUAAUGAAAACCUCGGUAGUAAAUCGAAAUUUACAUUAUUUGUCGAAGGAGAUAAUUUUAGAGAAGUUAUGGCAACACGUGGCAUCCUUGGUGAAAAGACAAAGUCAAAUAAUACAAUAGAAGUUUUCAAAACGCUCGGGAUAGAAGCAGCGAGAACGACUAUCAUGUCAGAAAUUAAGUCAGUAAUGGAAAAUCACGGAAUCAGUAUUGAUUGUCGACAUUUAAUGCUCUUGGCAGAUUUAAUGACUAGCAGAGGAGAAGUACUUGGUAUCACGAGACAAGGUUUGGCAAAAAUGAAAGAAUCGGUUUUAAACUUGGCAUCGUUUGAGAAAACAGCAGAUCAUCUAUUUGAUGCAGCUUAUUAUGGACAAAAAGAUAUUAUAAGCGGCGUAUCAGAAUCAAUUAUAAUGGGUAUUCCAGUUCCACUAGGCACAGGAAUCUUCAAGCUGCUUCACAAAGCAGACAAAGACGAACCAUGCAAAAAGGAACUUCUAUUUGAUGAUCCACAAUUUCACAAACCAUUGCAUUCUGGAAGACGACUUCCACGAAUACAACCGCGUCCACUAUUGCAAACUUAAUAUUAAUAAAAUAUUUUAUAUUUA
Molecule: messenger RNA, 6328 nt
Organism: Mycetomoellerius zeteki
Lineage: Eukaryota; Metazoa; Arthropoda; Insecta; Hymenoptera; Formicidae
Product: RNA polymerase III subunit A
Biological process (GO): DNA-templated transcription; proteolysis
Cellular component (GO): membrane
Molecular function (GO): metallopeptidase activity; DNA binding; peptidyl-dipeptidase activity
Source: RefSeq, a predicted model, not a curated record